This is a messenger RNA of Oreochromis aureus, 924 nucleotides long. RefSeq names its product astrocytic phosphoprotein PEA-15. The record is from RefSeq and is a predicted model, not a curated record. Gene Ontology annotation, biological process: MAPK cascade; regulation of apoptotic process. The transcript has 4 exons. Lineage: Eukaryota; Metazoa; Chordata; Actinopteri; Cichliformes; Cichlidae. Bases 382 to 774 code for a protein of 130 amino acids. Gene Ontology annotation, molecular function: protein binding.
CCACGUUAGAGCAGCCAGCUUCAGAGCGGCGGAUAGCGAAGCACGCGGACAUAGGGAGACCUCACGAGCAUCAUACACCCCCAAACUCGCGCUGACAGUUCGUCUAACCCAGGCACCACGGCCGCGUUUUGCCACGCUGAUGAAUCACACUCAAGUUCAUCACUGAGCGACUUGAAACCACAAAAGUGAACCGAAACCAAGCGGGACUGACCAGGUGGACUUUUUUUUUCUCCCUCCUUGCAUCACGUCUGCCGUCUCUCUUGGGCUGCUUUCUACGCGUUUGAGCUUUGUAGAGGAAAUCGUCCCGCAGACUCACGCAUCCCUUCCAUCUCCGUGUCUCUUUCCCUGCCUGUAGCUGACUCAUUUUUGCUGCUCGGGACCAUGGCGGAGUACAGCUCUCUGCUCAGCGACCUGUCUGAAAACAUCACCAACGAGGACUUGGAGCAGCUCAAAUCUGCCUGCAAGGAGGACAUCCCUGAGGACCAGAGCAACAACAUCACCUCCUCCAAAGAGUGGUUCAGCUACCUGGAGAAGAAUGACAAGCUGGCCCAGGAUAACCUGUCGUACAUCGAACACAUCUUUGAGAUCUCACGGCGACCGGACCUGCUGACAAGGGUGAUCGAGUAUCGCACCAAAGUGCUCAAGAUUUCUGAGGAUGAUGAGAUCGACACCAAGCUCACACGCAUCCCUUCGGCCAAGAAAUACAAAGACAUCAUCCGCCAGCCAUCUGAAGAUGAGAUCAUCAAGUUGGCCCCACCCCCUAAAAAAGCAUGAGGUCACGAAGUCCAGCCCUGAUCUUGGCACCUUGAUUUCUUCACUCCUGGCACUCCAGUUAUCCAAUCAACCGUCUUUGGCCAGCCCUUCCUUCUUCACCCCUUCGCACAUCCAGCCACGUACCCCCACCCCCUUUCCCUGCAUUACCAC